Molecule: messenger RNA, 2013 nt
Organism: Colletotrichum destructivum
Lineage: Eukaryota; Fungi; Ascomycota; Sordariomycetes; Glomerellales; Glomerellaceae
Product: Putative zn(2)Cys(6) fungal-type DNA-binding domain-containing protein
Exons: 3
Coding region: 567-1994 (475 amino acids)
Biological process (GO): regulation of DNA-templated transcription
Molecular function (GO): zinc ion binding; DNA-binding transcription factor activity, RNA polymerase II-specific
Source: RefSeq, a predicted model, not a curated record
CUCUCUGUCUCACACAAAUCACACACACACAUACACACACACACACCAAAGACUGUGGACUGGCUGACAAAACAGAGGGGGUGUAGAGCAACACGGGCUGAGGAGUUUACUUGCAUUCCCGCUCGGUGCGUGCAUGUGUGUUGGCUCGCCCCCCUUGCUCUCAUGGUUUCCAGAACCCACACCACCGCUCCAGUCCAGUCAAGUUCCGUCCCUUUUUCCCCUUUGCGCGGACAAAUGGCUCAGACAAGAAGAGGUGAGCAAGGCGAGGCGAGGCGCGGCCAGGCGACCCAGAAGAGAGAGGAGCCGAGUGGGCGCUUAGCUUACCCAGCCAACAGUUAGCUUAAUUACCUCCUGGGUGUGCAGUAAUACUUCCUGCUGGCGUUGCUUUGCUUUUUACCUAGAAGAGGUUGGGAGGCUGGAGCCGCCUCCUCCACGUGUCAAAAGUCAUCCCGUCUCGUCUCCGCCCCCUUGGGUUUCCCCUUACUCGCCCGCUCGCGCACCCUGCGGAAGUCUGCAGUGCAGAGUGUGCCCGACGUAGACUUGUUGGAACUGGAAAGUGAGACACGAUGCGGAUGCCCGCCAACGAAAAUACCGUCGCCGUCGCCGCCGCCGCCGUCACCGUUGCGGCCGACAACCGGCCGGCUGCCGCCACCGCCGCCGCCGUCGCCGUCGCCGUCGCCGAUUCCGCUCUUGUUUCUUCAUCCCCUUCCGAGGCUCAUCGGCCUGCUUCCGCCACUUCUGCUUCCCUCGCUGCUGCGCUUCCUCCUCCUUCUUCUCUUCCUGCUCCUCCUCCUCCUCCGCCUCCUACGUCAGUCCCGUCCAUGCCGUUGACGUUGUCUCGCUUGUCGCGCCAUGACGCCGCCCUAGCUGCUGGCCGUCUCGAACCUUAUUCAUUUACUACCCAACAACACCCGCCGCCGCCGCCAACCUACUACCGCCGGUUGGCUGCGGCUCCAGGUCCGGGUCCCGGUCCGGGUCCCGGUCACGGUCCCGGUCUCAUACCAGGUCCAGCUUCGGCUCCAAAACCUUCUCCAAACCUAACUCAAGGCCCGGCACCACCUUCAGCCGCCGCAUCUUCCGCCGCUCGUCAUGGCGUGUUUAGAUUACCUCCGUCGCCUUCACCCACUCCGUCACAUCCCAACACCUUCAACAACCUCGCCAGCCAUGAGAGGAACCACAGCAGUUCAAGCUUCGCCAGCACCAACAACAGCUUUGCCGCCACAUCAGCACCGCGCCCCGACACUUCUCAGCCCGGCCGCUGUUCCGUCAUGGCCCUGCAAAAUGUCUUGUGCGACCCGGACGACGACGUAAUCAUGACUUCGUCGCGCUCUAGUCACCCACCCACACCACCUAAUCUUGAUGCCCUCAACGCCCCCACCACGACAGCAUCCGCUCCCAUCUCUCCAGCUUCGGAUCCGCUCGAGACGCCUGCCUUUGUGGCGCGUCCGAAUCCUUCUCAUGUGGUCAUGACCACACGGCCUCAGCUGCAUACUCCUCACACCCAACACAAUGAACCUGGCUGCAAGACAUGUCAGAUCCGCAAAAUGCCAUGUGACGAAGGUCGUCCCUCAUGCCAAAAUUGCUCACGCAUGGGCAUCCAUUGCCUGGGCUACUUCACUCCGAGUCAUGCCAACGCCCAACAGGUCCCGGACCGCUCCGUACCUAGCGUGAGUGCUAACGCCAAACGCCAGGACCAAGAAGAGUAUCUGUUCUUUCUCCUCGAUCACUACCGGCAUACCAAGCGCCACUGUAUGUGGGAGCUUAUCACUCUUGAUUUCAACGAGCACUUCUCUUGUAAUAUGCGGAAGGAGGCCUUGCAAAUGAUCAAACGACGGCGCUUCAAGGAUAAAGAGAGUACCAGAGAGGAAUCGCCAGUUGACGCUACGAGUAGUGUGCAACGCCCCAAGGCUAAGAGAGGACGACGCCCACGGUCAAAUGUCCCCUCUCUCCAGCCAAUGACGCAGGAACCUAAUAACGAAUCUAGCAUAGGAUAAAUACACUAUUUUACUAUUA